GGAGAGAUAGGGUGUUAAUGGGGUUUUAGAGAGAGAGAUUCUCCUUUCGUUCGGCCCCGUUGAUACUGCCCGCUACCGGACUUAGAGAAAGAGAGGGGAAGCAGUCAACAAAAAACUUCCAUUUUUGGAUUUUCUUCUCACGUCCUUCGAUUAUUUUGGGUGGCACAAUCACGUUAAGUCUGAGAGGAUCUAAGGUAUUCAUCCGUGAAGUAAAUCCGAAAAGGGUUUAGGGUGAAAUUGAAGCUAUGAUGUUGAUCAGUAAUGCAAAUUGGUGAAAACCCGAGCUCAGAUCUAGAUAAUAAAGGCUUUUAAUUGGUGAAAGAUGGAUGUUGAUUCAUCAAUGGAGUCUGAUCACGAUAUUAGUAAUACUGCCAGUGGUAAUGACCCUGCGUCCGAGGAGCAGCCAGAGGAGUCUCCGGUCGUGGUGGAGAAGGAUUCUGGAGGAGCUUCGUCGCAAGUUGAGCAGCUAGAGGAGGUUCAGCAGACGACUGGUGGUCCGAGGCAUGCGCCCACUUACUCUGUGGUGAAGACUAUAUUAGAGAAGAAGGAAGAUGGCCCUGGUCCUAGGUGUGGACACACCUUGACAGCUGUUGCAGCGGUUGGGGAGGAAGGGACACCAAAUUACAUCGGACCGAGGCUUAUACUAUUUGGUGGUGCAACAGCUCUUGAAGGCAACUCUGCUAACGCUGGUACUCCGACCUCUGCUGGAGGCGCUGGGAUACGUCUGUCAGGUGCUACUGCUGAUGUGCACUGCUAUGAUGUAUUGACAAAUAAAUGGUCCAGAAUAACUCCCUUAGGAGAACCACCUACACCAAGGGCAGCCCACGUGGCAACAGCUGUUGGUACAAUGGUGGUUGUUCAGGGUGGAAUUGGUCCGGCAGGUUUAUCUGCGGAGGAUCUUCAUGUUCUUGACCUAACCCAGCAACGACCCAGAUGGCAUAGAGUGGUGGUCCAAGGUCCAGGUCCAGGCCCACGAUACGGUCAUGUCAUGGCUCUAGUAGGGCAAAGAUAUCUUAUGGCAAUUGGUGGAAAUGAUGGAAAGCGGCCUCUUGCUGAUGUAUGGGCCUUGGAUACAGCUGCGAAGCCGUAUGAAUGGCGGAAGUUGGAACCUGAGGGAGAGGGUCCACUACCAUGCAUGUAUGCCACCGCAAGUGCACGCUCGGAUGGUCUUCUUUUGCUUUGUGGAGGGCGGGAUGUAAAUAGUGUGCCUCUGGCGAGUGCAUAUGGACUUGCAAAACACAGAGAUGGUCGCUGGGAAUGGGCCAUUGCUCCUGGUGUCUCACCGUCUUCUCGUUAUCAACAUGCAGCAGUUUUUGUAAAUGCUCGGUUACACGUAUCUGGGGGUGCACUUGGUGGUGGACGCAUGGUGGAGGACUCAUCAAGUGUGGCAGUUCUGGAUACUGCAGCAGGAGUCUGGUGUGAUACAAAAUCUGUCGUCACUACUCCACGGACAGGCAGAUAUAGUGCUGAUGCCGCUGGUGGAGAUGCUGCAGUUGAAUUGACAAGGCGUUGCAGGCAUGCUGCUGCUGCUGUUGGUGAUCUAAUAUACAUCUAUGGUGGUUUGCGUGGGGGGGUUUUGCUCGAUGAUCUUUUAGUUGCUAAAGAUAUAGCUUCUACUGAAAUGACAUCUGCAGCCACAUCCAAUACACAGGUAGGGAGGUUAGCAGGAAGGUAUGGGUUUGUUGAUGAUCGAACAAGGCAGGCACUUCCCAAAGAAUCUCCUGAUGGUGCAGUUGUAGUGGGGAAUCCUGUUGCUCCACCGGUAAAUGGUGACAUGUAUACAGAUAUCAGCACAGAAAAUGCUAUGCUUCAAGGCUCUCGGAGACUUAGCAAGGGAGUUGAAUACUUGGUUGAGGCAUCAGCAGCAGAAGCUGAGGCCAUUACUGCAACCCUUGCUGCUGCAAAAGCGCGACAUUCCAAUGGAGAAGUUGAACUUCUAGAUAGGGAUCGUGGAGCAGAGGCUACUCCAAGUGGAAAACAAAUAUCUACCUUGAUAAAGCCGGAAACUGAUGUUGAAGGAAAUUCUGCUCCAGCUGGAAUACGAUUACAUCACCGAGCUGUGGUAAUAGCUGCAGAGCCUGGUGGAGCGUUAGGUGGCAUGGUCAGGCAACUUUCAAUAGAUCAAUUUGAAAAUGAAGGGAGGAGGGUUGGAUAUGGAACACCAGAAAAUGUAACUGCCGCAAGGAAACUUUUAGAUCGCCAGAUGUCAAUUAACAGUGUGGCCAAAAAGGUGAUUGCUCACCUACUGAAGCCUCGUGGGUGGAAGCCUCCUGUUCGUCGACAAUUUUUUCUGGAUUGCAAUGAGAUAGCUGAUCUUUGUGAUAGUUCUGAAAGAAUAUUUUCAAGUGAACCUAGUGUUCUACAACUAAGAGCACCUAUAAAGAUAUUUGGUGAUUUACAUGGGCAAUUUGGAGACCUCAUGCGACUUUUUGAUGAAUAUGGUUCCCCAUCAACGGCUGGAGACAUAGCAUAUAUCGAUUAUCUCUUCUUGGGAGAUUAUGUUGAUCGAGGUCAACACAGCUUGGAAACUAUUAGUCUUCUGUUAGCUUUAAAGGUUGAGCAUCCACAAAAUGUACAUUUGAUUCGUGGUAAUCAUGAGGCUGCUGAUAUAAAUGCAUUAUUUGGCUUUCGGAUUGAAUGCAUAGAGCGCAUGGGGGAGAGAGAUGGAAUCUGGGCAUGGCACCGAAUAAACAGAUUAUUCAACUGGUUACCACUGGCAGCUCUGAUAGAGAAAAAGAUCCUUUGUAUGCAUGGUGGUAUUGGAAGGUCGAUUGAUCAUGUCGAGCAGAUUGAAAAUCUUCAGAGGCCAAUUUCAAUGGAAGCUGGUUCAAUUGUUCUUAUGGAUUUGUUGUGGUCUGACCCAACAGAAAAUGACAGUGUGGAAGGACUACGACCAAAUGCUAGAGGUCCUGGGUUAGUUACUUUUGGGCCUGAUCGUGUGAUGGAGUUUUGCAACAACAAUGAUCUCCAACUGAUUGUACGAGCCCAUGAAUGCGUAAUGGAUGGUUUUGAGCGUUUUGCCCAGGGACAUUUGAUUACCCUUUUCUCUGCCACCAAUUAUUGUGGGACUGCAAAUAAUGCUGGUGCUAUAUUAGUCCUCGGCAGAGAUCUUGUAGUGGUUCCGAAACUAAUUCAUCCAUUGCCGCCUGCAAUUUCAUCACCUGAAAUGUCCCCUGAACGCCAUAUAGAAGAUACAUGGAUGCAGGAGCUUAAUGCUAACAGACCAGCAACACCAACCAGGGGCCGCCCACAAGUUUCUGAUGAUCGUGGCUCGCUUGCGUGGAUAUAGCGAAGGUCAUAUUUCCGCUGUCCUAAUCUUGAUCUGGGAUGUUAUGGUAUGACUUGAAUCACUAAUGAGACCCCAAUUGCGCAAUCUACACACACCCUACGUGAUUAGUGGAACGUUCCAAGUCCAACCCUGAGACCACAAAACAAACCACAUGAAAGUCGGCCUCGGCCUUGUUACGAGUGGUGACAAUUUGUACAUGGAGGUAAUUUUCGUUUUCGCUAUAAUUGUUCAUUGAUGAGGUGUAUCAUUGGUUUUUGUCUGGUAAAAAUAGGAAGAGAAACCCCAUACAAGUGAUUGACGAGAGAUGUAUAAGAGGUGUUUGUAUCAUAGAAGCUAGGCAGGCAGGCAAUAGUGGUACUGGUUGAUUGCCUUGAGUGUUCUUUCUUUGCCAUGUACACUACAAUGUAACAUUUAUGUGCAGCAGAUAAAAGCUCUCCUUCAUUCCUUC
Molecule: messenger RNA, 3737 nt
Organism: Cynara cardunculus var. scolymus (artichoke)
Lineage: Eukaryota; Viridiplantae; Streptophyta; Magnoliopsida; Asterales; Asteraceae
Product: serine/threonine-protein phosphatase BSL3-like
Exons: 21
Coding region: 323-3289 (988 amino acids)
Biological process (GO): brassinosteroid mediated signaling pathway
Molecular function (GO): phosphoprotein phosphatase activity; protein binding
Source: RefSeq, a predicted model, not a curated record